CGCAACCCACAUCCGGUUUGCACACCGGCACCGACGGCGCGGAGGCAGCCAUGGUGCGGUUCAAGCACAGGUACCUGCUCUGCGAAUUGGUGUCUGACGACCCCCGCUGCCGCCUAAGCCUCGAUGACCGAGUUCUGAGCAGCCUCGUACGGGACACUAUCGCCAGGGUGCACGGGACUUUCGGCGCAGCCGCCUGCUCCAUCGGCUUCGCGGUUCGAUACCUCAAUGCCUAUACUGGAAUAGUACUACUUCGAUGCAGAAAAGAGUUCUAUCAGCUUGUGUGGUCAGCUCUUCCUUUCAUCACAUACCUGGAGAACAAAGGACACCGUUACCCAUGCUUUUUCAACACGUUACAUGUGGGAGUCUGUAAGGUCGAGACCUUUCACAAGCUGUUGACCGCAGUAACUCAUAUGCCAGGUACAAUAAGAACAUGUCAGAAGUUCCUAAUUCAGUACAACAGGAGACAGCUGUUGAUCUUGUUGCAGAACUGCACCGAUGAAGGAGAGCGGGAAGCUAUCCAGAAGUCUGUGACAAGAAGCUGCUUACUAGAGGAGGAGGAAGAGUCAGAUGAGGAGGCUGCAGAAGCAAUGGAGUGAACCUCUGCUCACCACACAGCAGGCUACACUGCUCAGGCUUCGGGCCCACUUGUUGAACAGAAUAAUCUGGGUAGCAACAGCAUCUUCUACAGUUUUCCAAACUGGAUAGCUGCCAACCAGCGGACAUGUUACCCACCUGAAAGAGUACUCAGUUAAACUGAAGUUGCCUUUACUUAGCAUUCCCUGGUUAAGUGUUGCAGGUUAUGAACUCUGUAGACAUCUUUAUUGCUUGGCUAAGAGUAGAUUUAAUAAAUGUAUCUGGUUUCCGUGGCA
Messenger RNA from Piliocolobus tephrosceles (Ugandan red Colobus), 869 nucleotides. RefSeq names its product POP5 ribonuclease P/MRP subunit (gene POP5). Gene Ontology annotation, molecular function: ribonuclease P RNA binding. The transcript has 5 exons. The coding region runs from base 51 to 596 and encodes 181 amino acids. Gene Ontology annotation, cellular component: ribonuclease P complex. The record is from RefSeq and is a predicted model, not a curated record. Gene Ontology annotation, biological process: tRNA 5'-leader removal. NCBI's taxonomy places the organism in Eukaryota, Metazoa, Chordata, Mammalia, Primates, Cercopithecidae.